AUGAAAUCGUCUGAUGAGGAUCUGAAUUCUGAAAGCGAACAUCUAGUUGGCCUGGUGACCUUGGAGGAGGUGUCUGUAUACUUCACGGAGGAGGAGUGGGCCCUGCUGGAUCCGGACCAAAGACGCCUUCACAAGGAGGUCAUGGAGGAAAACCGUCAGAAUGUGGCCUCUCUGGAAGAAGCACUUCUGGUUGCCAAACCUGAUUCUACUUCCAAGCUGCAAGGAAACAGCAACCUAUUUUUCCAGGACCUAGAUGAAAGAGAGAGAUCAGCAGAACCUGAUUGUCCCCAGAACAAGGAGUGCUUACAGUGUGGAAAGAGCUUUGCUGAGAGUAUAGAUGUAACUACCCAUCAAUGUACGUACACUGGGGAGAAACCAUAUACAUGCCUGGAGUGUGGAAAGAGCUUUGCUCAACGUACACAGCUCACUGCCCAUCAACGAAUCCACACAGGAGAGGAACCAUAUAAAUGCUUAGACUGUGAAAAAAGCUUUGAUCAGUGUGGCACCCUUACUUCCCAUCAACAAAUCCAUACAGGGGAAAAACCAUAUAAAUGCUUGGGGUGUGGAAAGAGCUUUGCUUGGAGUAAAGAUGUUACUACCAAUCAACGUACACACACUGAGGAGAACCCAUAUAAAUGUUUGGAGUGUGGAAAGAGAUUUGCUCAGAUGGAGGAGGAGGACCUCCCCAGCGCCGCUGCCGUUCACCAGCCUGGCUUCGGGUGA
Molecule: messenger RNA, 723 nt
Organism: Eublepharis macularius
Lineage: Eukaryota; Metazoa; Chordata; Lepidosauria; Squamata; Eublepharidae
Product: zinc finger protein 436-like
Exons: 5
Coding region: 1-723 (240 amino acids)
Biological process (GO): negative regulation of transcription by RNA polymerase II
Molecular function (GO): DNA-binding transcription repressor activity, RNA polymerase II-specific
Source: RefSeq, a predicted model, not a curated record